UUGAUCUCCCGGGGUGACAUUGAUCAUUUGUCGUCGUAUCACAUAUAUGUAGAUACAACCGGCAACAAUGUAAAAUUGUUUCUGGGCGUAGCACUAUUCAUUUCUUGGAUCUUGACUAUAAUAAGUUCACGUCGUUGUUAGUUUGCAAUUGGCAUUGGGAAGAAGUUCUGUGGCUUUGAAAUUAACUAUAAUUUUUGUCCUAUUUUUAUAGUUUGUGUACUUUUGAUGGUAGAGGAAGAACAGAGAUUUAAGAAUAUCAAUCAAAAUGGGAAGAACGUACAAAAGACAAUUAGUUAGUAGAACGUAUGGCAAUUUUAAUGAAGAACAAGUUAAUCAGGCGUUGCACGAUGUAUUGAAAAAUGGAUUAUCGCUAAGAAAAGCCGCAAAAAAAUUCAAAUUGUCCUACGGGACUUUAAAUAACAAGUACCAUGGAAGGAAGAUUAAGAAAAUAGGUGGACAAUCUGUAUUCACAUUUAAAGAAGAAGUAGCCAUUAUAAAUAGCAUUUUAAAGUGUGCAGAUUGGGGAUAUCCUCUAAGUGCAAUGGAUUUGAGAAUAUUCGUCAAAAGGUUUUUGGCCUUAAAUCAGCAGGAUCGAGGAAGAUUUUCAAAAUAAUUGAAAAUUACAUAUCCACUGUUCCCUUCAAGGAAGUAGUUGCCUUACUACCAGAUCCGACCCUUGAGACGAUUUCUGAUAGGAUACAAAAAUAUCAUUCUCGCGGAGAAAUUAAUAUAAAAGAAU
Molecule: messenger RNA, 739 nt
Organism: Diabrotica virgifera virgifera (western corn rootworm)
Lineage: Eukaryota; Metazoa; Arthropoda; Insecta; Coleoptera; Chrysomelidae
Exons: 2
Coding region: 266-613 (115 amino acids)
Molecular function (GO): DNA binding
Source: RefSeq, a predicted model, not a curated record